This is a messenger RNA of Oppia nitens, 1514 nucleotides long. Its product is annotated as zinc finger protein 729-like. Bases 79 to 1482 code for a protein of 467 amino acids. The record is from RefSeq and is a predicted model, not a curated record. The transcript has 6 exons. Lineage: Eukaryota; Metazoa; Arthropoda; Arachnida; Sarcoptiformes; Oppiidae.
AUUGUGUUUACAUUUCAAAUGUUUUGGAUUUUGUGUCAAAAAUUUGUUAUUAAAUUAUGUUUUGAAAUGAUUUAAGACAUGAAUGAUAGUAAUGAUAAUAUAAGACAUAAUACUAGACUUGGAAGACAUAAAAGACAAGACAUGAGUGUCACGAUUGAUGUGAACGACGUGUUUGAAGAAGUGGUUAAACAAAAUGAAAGACUUGUCAAAGAAAUUGAAUUUUAUGAAGAAGUGGUCAACGAUUUGAUAACAAAUGUUAAGACAUGUAUUGUUUGUCAACAAAAUGAUGUCAUAAAAGACAGAAUCAGUGAAUUGGAGACACACUUGAAGUGUAAGACAAUCGAUAAAUCAAUUAAAGUUAAGAGUGAAUACAAAGACUGCGAUAACAAAUUAAAAACAAAUCUUAAGACAAAAAGAUUACAAAAAUCAAACAAAAGAUGUGUUAAAGAGGUUACAGAUUCUAAUAUCAGUUAUGAUGACAACGAAUCAGAUAGAAGUUGGACAACAAAUUCAAAGGUAAAGACAUCUAUGAAAUCAAAUAAGAGAAACGAGAAAAUUAUAUUAAAAGAUGUCGAGAAAGUUAAAGACAUUAAAAGCAAAACAAUUAAAACUGAAAAACAAAUCAAAUUAUAUAGCGAUGAAUAUGAAGAAAAAAGACAGAAAUUAAAAGAUAAUGGACUUACCAGUGAUGGCAGCUAUCAGUGCCAGACAUGUGAUUAUAAAAGCAUAAAAUUUAUAGAUUUUGAGACACAUGUCAACCGAUAUCAUCUAAACAUUAAGCCAUUCAAGUGUCACAUUUGUGGCGACCAUUUUGUCGGUUACGACAAUUUAAGACGACAUAAAAGUCUCAAACACUAUUAUGUUGGCCAAGCGUUGGAUCAAUUAAGUGAUAAACGAAAAUCUCAAAUCGCCCAAACUUUAUCGAAAUUUCAGUGUCAAUAUUGUCAAAAAUUUAUACACUGCGAGUCAGAUCUCAAACAACACGUGGCGCGCGUGCAUCACAACGUAAAAUCGUCUAAAACUAUUAUUUCAUGCGAUUUGUGUGAAAAAUUUUAUAGUAAUAGGGCUACACUUAUCAAACAUAAACGUUUUUAUCACGGCAUUGGAAAAAAAUUACCGAUAUUUUAUUGCGAUUGGGAGGGCUGUCAGUAUAAAUCAGUAAAUAGUACAAUGCUUGAAGUGCAUAAAAAAAGACAUUUAGGUAUCCGUGACUAUGCGUGUGAUUGGCCCGGUUGUGAAAUACGGACGUAUACUAGUUCUAGUCUUGAAAUCCAUAAGCUAAUUCAUACCGAUAAUAAUGACGACCGGUGCCAAUGGCCCGGUUGUGACUAUAAAGCUAAAAAUAAGUACCAAAUAAAGAAACAUAUGAAAAGAAUUCAUGAGGACAUACCCCGAACACAUGCGUGUCAUUGGCCCGGAUGUGACAAAACGUUUAAAUUUGCCUAUAGUUUGACAAAGUAUUUGAAUAUAAAUAUAACAUAACUUAUUACAUAUGAAAACACAUAACAAACCAC